AUGGAGGAAGCUUUAUCUGGUGAUCGUAGUAGUAGUCGAAGGAUUGUGUUGCCAAAUCGUAGUGAGCUCUCUUCACACCUUGUUGACUUUUUGGAUGUCCAUUUUCGCACCCACAACGAUCUGUCAUCUUCGUUUUCAUACACGGCAACAUAUUUGGGUGAAAACUGCGUAGGAUUGGAAACCCAUACCGCAAAUCUCCAGAAAAACCUCGGCAAGCUCAUAGUCUCGUGGAUUUCUCGGUCGAUUCGAGCCAAAACAGCUUUUCACAAACUCAAGAAGCUUACCCUCUGCACCACAUUACAAUAUGGGGUCGAGUUGGAGAAAGUCAAGAAAUUGUUGGGUGAGGAUAUGCCUAGUCUUGCCAAGGAACUGAGGCGGAUUGAUGAUAUUCGUAAUUAUGCGGAUUUUUCUCAAAUUGAAUUUAAUCAUCGGAGGUUUCUGCCCUUGAAGCGGGCGAGCUCCCUUGACCUGCUCUUCACCGAACAAGAGUAG
Ilex paraguariensis (yerba mate) is the source of this 492-nucleotide messenger RNA. The record is from the annotation of a GenBank genome assembly. NCBI's taxonomy places the organism in Eukaryota, Viridiplantae, Streptophyta, Magnoliopsida, Aquifoliales, Aquifoliaceae.